AUUAUUGAGAGAAACAAUAGAAUCCCUAUUUAUAGACGCAGAGAUACACAAAGUGCAAAGUAAGUUUAGGGAGAAAAUAAAAGUGAAAUCGUAUAGAGAGUAAUUAAAUUAAUGGGUAGCGAGGUAUCAACGACUGAUAUGGAUUUGAAAGAUUCAUCCUCCGCCGUUAUAAAAAACCGAACCAUUCUCAUUUUCACCUUCUUCGUUCCUCUCUUACUCUUCCUGAUUGCGGUUCAAUUUCAACUCAUCCAUUUGAAACUCGACCUUCUUUCACAACUCUGCUCAAAUUCAAACCACAGAGCCAUAAUCAUCAGUUCAAUUGUGUUACUCUUUCUCUUCGGUUUAUACUCAGUGAAACAACGAUCUCCACCGAUUUACCUUGUGGAUUUCACGUGCUACAAACCAGAGAAAGAACAGAAAACACCAGUGAAGUUGUUUCUGGAGAAGUUAGAAGUGAGUGGCUUAUUUAAAGAAGAAUCACUUAAAUUCCAGCAACGAAUUUCAUCCACAUCAGGUUUAGGAGACGAAACUUACUUGCCAAAAGGGUUAAUGACGGAACCACCCAACAUAUGUAUGAAAGAAGCACGUUUGGAAGCGGAAGCUGUAAUGUUUGGAGCAUUAGACACUCUUUUUGCGAAAACAGGUAUUAAUCCUACAGAAAUUGACUUUCUUAUUGUGAAUUGUGGUUUGUUUAAUCCAACACCUUCAAUUACUGCUAUGAUUGUGAAUCAAUACAAAUUGAGAGAUGACAUUAGAAGCUAUAACCUUGCAUCUAUGGGUUGUAGUGCGGGUGUUAUUUCAGUUGAUCUUGCUAAACAUCUUUUGAAAGCAAAUCCAAAUUCAUAUGCUGUGGUUUUGAGCACAGAGAAUUUAACCCUUAAUUGGUAUUUGGGAAAUGACCGUUCUAUGCUUCUAUCUAAUUGCAUUUUCCGAAUGGGUGGGGCCGCUAUACUUCUAUCUAAUAAAUCAUCGGAUAAAACCCGGUCCAAGUAUAAGUUGGUUCACACGGUUCGAACCCAUAAGGGAGCCGAUGAUAAGAGCUAUAACUGCAUUCAACAAAGAGAAGAUGAGAAUGGAAAAGUUGGUAUUUCUUUAAGGAAGGAAUUAACGGCCGUUGCUGGGGAUGCUUUGAAAUCUAAUAUAACAACUUUGGGGCUAUUGGUUUUGCCUAUUUCAGAGCAGUUAAUGACUUUGUUGUUGUUUGUUAGGAGUAAGUUGUUGAAGGAUUCCAGGGUGAAACCAUACACACCAGAUUUCAAGCUGGCAAUUGACCAUUUCUGUAUACAUGCUGGGGGUAGGGCGAUUUUGGACGAGUUGCAGAAGACUCUUCAACUCACUGAGUGGCAUAUGGAACUGUCUCGGAGGACGCUAUAUCGAUUCGGGAACACUUCAAGCAGUUCACUUUGGUAUGAGUUGGCUUACGCUGAGGCUGACGGUCGGGUCGCCAAAGGGGAUCGGGUCUGGCAAAUUGCAUUAGGCUCGGGUUUUAAGUGUAAUAGCGCUAUCUGGAAGGCCAUGCGCCACGUGUCUGUCGUCGGAGAUUGGGAAGGUAACCCUUGGGCUUAGCUGGGGGAAUAACCCUAUACAGUGGACUGAUAUAAUUAAUUUAUUAGUAAAUGUAUAAUUUAAUAUCAAGUUUAAAUAAAAUAGACAAAUAUUUUUCA
Cicer arietinum (chickpea) is the source of this 1664-nucleotide messenger RNA. Its product is annotated as 3-ketoacyl-CoA synthase 1-like. The record is from RefSeq and is a predicted model, not a curated record. Gene Ontology annotation, molecular function: acyltransferase activity, transferring groups other than amino-acyl groups. Gene Ontology annotation, cellular component: membrane. NCBI's taxonomy places the organism in Eukaryota, Viridiplantae, Streptophyta, Magnoliopsida, Fabales, Fabaceae. Gene Ontology annotation, biological process: fatty acid biosynthetic process.